Molecule: messenger RNA, 1493 nt
Organism: Bipolaris maydis ATCC 48331
Lineage: Eukaryota; Fungi; Ascomycota; Dothideomycetes; Pleosporales; Pleosporaceae
Product: inorganic pyrophosphatase
Biological process (GO): phosphate-containing compound metabolic process
Cellular component (GO): nucleus; cytoplasm
Molecular function (GO): inorganic diphosphate phosphatase activity; magnesium ion binding
Source: RefSeq, a predicted model, not a curated record
CUAACCUCUCGGCCAAUUUUUCCUUUUCACCUGUCGUUGGCUGUCCCAUGCAGACAGCCAGCGGUGACGUUCGUCACAGUGGCGCCGCCAUCCCAACACAGCUCCCCGCCUGCCGGCAGCCCCACUAGACCCCUCAACGACAAAAUCAACUCGAGGGCUCGUCUACUAGCAGGCCAUCUAAACAACACCCCUUCCUCUUCCACAGCUCUCCACACAGCUGCCACGAAGAAGUCGCCCACCAUGUCUUACACCACCCGCAAGAUUGCCGCCCCCAACACGCUCGAGCACCGCAUCUUCAUCGAGAAGGACGGCCAGCUCAUCUCGCCAUGGCACGACAUCCCCCUCUUCGCCAACGAGCAGGAGACCAUCCUCAACAUGGUUGUUGAGGUGCCGCGUUGGACCAAUGCCAAGAUGGAGAUCUCCAAGGAGGAGCCCCUCAACCCCAUCAAGCAGGACAUCAAGAAGGGCAAGCUCCGCUAUGUGAGGAACUGCUUCCCCCACAAGGGCUACCUCUGGAACUACGGUGCCUUCCCCCAGACCUGGGAGGACCCCAAUGUCGUCCACCAAGAGACCAAGGCCAAGGGCGACAACGACCCGCUCGACGUGUGCGAGAUUGGUGAGCUCGUCGCCAAGCCCGGUGAGGUUAUCCAGGUCAAGGUCCUCGGUGUUAUGGCUCUACUCGACGAGGGCGAGACCGACUGGAAGAUCAUGGUCAUCAACGUAAACGACCCAUUGGCCCCCAAGCUCAACGACGUCGAGGAUGUCGAGCGCCACCUGCCUGGUCUCCUCCGUGCCACAAACGAGUGGUUCCGCAUCUACAAGAUCCCAGAUGGCAAGCCCGAGAACCAGUUUGCCUUCUCUGGCGAGUGCAAGAACAAGAAGUACGCCAUGGACAUUGUCCAUGAGUGUGCUGAGGCUUGGGAGAAGCUCAUCACUGGACAGACCCCCAAGGACGAGAUCAGCCUUACCAACACCACCGUUUCCAAGUCGCCAGAUCGCGCUGACGCUGGCUCGCUCAACAUUCCCGCUGGCGAGAACAAGGCACCUGCUCCCAUCGACCCCAGCAUCGAUAAGUGGUUCUACAUCUCUGGUGCCCCAUCCAACUAGGUCCAAUGGUUGCCCACCAUGGCCACGGAGUGAAUUUCGGGCAAGCGGCAAUGUGCGAUACUGCAUCGACAAUGUCUGAUGGCUAGCCUGGAUGACUUCUAUGGCAAAUACUGCGGUAAAUGGUAGAUACAAGUGCAUCAUGUACCGAUACAGAGCAGUAGAGACAAAAAAAUAGUAGAAAUCAUGAAAUCGUUACGCGAAAGGCCCAGCAAAAAAAAAAGCUACCAUGACGCCAGCCUCUGCUCUUUAUGGAUGUGUAUAUGUACAAUUAUUUGCAUCAAAUUGGGCCUUUAAUUGCCUGCUAGCUCCUCUUUUCGUGCCAGUGACCGUGAGUGUCUAUCUACCUCCUCGACGACUUGUGGGAUACGCAUGUUUGUGAGAUCCAG